AUGCCUCAAUACCAAGAGUCUGCUCAGACUAGUGGCUAUGAGCUCGCAUGGGAGGCUCCGGGGGGCGGCAAUCACCCCGAUCAAGUCAAUCAAAAUCUCUCCGCUGUCCUGAUCUCAUCGGACGCUUCCUCUCACUCCUUUUCGAGCACAGCUCAAUACCACGUCAAUGAAGCUAUUCGGGACGCCAUGGGUCACCCAGAGAUCUCGCGCCCUCUGCCUGUGCAUACAGAUGAGAAGCGUGGGACUAUUAAGACUCUAUCACAGAGACUUAGCACACAAUUCUCAACAACUGAGCGUCCCCCGUCUCGCAUUUUUCGCCCCGGAACACCCAAUUCUUGGCGAAGCCAAGGUGAAUGGGAUGCCUAUUCUGCCGCCAGUGACAGCAGGCCCAAUACACCCCGGACGUCCAUCUCAUCUGGAGACUCCAGCAUAAGCGGCAGACGCAAGACAAGCGGGGGCAGAAGCAAGCUCAGCCAAGAUGAUAGCUAUAUCGAGAAACCCUCAAAGUUCGUCACUGACUACGGCUGGCCGAUCCUCUCGGAUCCUAUGAACCCCAACAAGAAGCUCACCCCUAGGGAGCUGACGAUGCAACGAAUCGCCUUCAUCCUCCUCGUCUUCUGCCUCAACAUCGCUCUGGCUGCCGUUGCUUGCUUUGGCAACACUGGCUUAGCUACUCUUGUCUUCAUCUUGUUCGUCAAGUGCAAGGACUUCCUAUCCUCGCUGCUCUCGCUCGUCUGUCUCAUUGGAACAUCGAUCUACAAGCACUUUCGCCCUCCCGCACCCGUCUCCCAACGAUGGAUCCUCUCGCUGAUUCCAGCUUACUCUGAAAGCGAGGAGCAGCUAAUCAAGACGGUCUACUCUCUCCGCGACAACGGUUGUGAGCCACACAAACAGGUCAUGUGCAUCGUCCUAGACGGCAAGCCACGCAACAUCAAGCGCGAGUUCUCCCGCAUCAUUGUCGACAUUGAACGCCCCUACCACUCCCUGAAGUACAAAAGGGGCACUCUCAAGAUCACCGCCGGCUUCAUGCAGGACGUUCCCGUCAUCGUCAUCGAAAAAGUCAAGAACAGCGGCAAAAAGGAUUCCCUCAUCCUCACCCACGACCUCUUCAACGCUCCCCGAGACAACAUGCCCACAUACACUCGCCUCCUCCGCGAGGAAAUCUGGCGCACGAUUCUCCCUCCCCUAACCGAAGGCACCGGGUUCAAGAACUUUGACAUGGUAUUCUGCACCGACGCCGACUCUGUGAUCCACCAAGGCCGCGUCGCCAAGCUCGCCAACGCCCUUGCCCGCGAAAAGAAUGCCAUCGCCAGCUGUGGUAUCGUCCUCGUCGAGCUUGAACCAGGCUACGAGUGGUCCUUCUGGAACCUCUACCAGCAGCUGCAGUACACCUUUGGCCAGUUCGUCCGGCGUCGCGCUGAAGGCUUUAUUGGAAAAGUCACCUGUCUCCCGGGCUGCGUCACCAUGGUCGCCGUCCGCGAGGAGAUGGCUGGCGCCAUCGCCAAAUACGCGCGCCCCGUCAAGGAGGACUGGGUCGUCCACCACCAGGUGCAGAAUCUCGGCACUGACCGACGUCUGACGUACUGCAUGCUCAGCCAGUCCUCCAAGCUGCAGACAAUCUUUGUGCCCGAUGCCGUCUCUGAGACGGUCGCGCCGCAGUCCUUCAAGCACUACGUCCACCAGCGCCGGCGGUGGGGUUCCAACGCCUACUUCAACAACUACUUUUACUGCGGCGGCGAGAACAUGAUUCUCAUCACGCGAAUCGCGGCCGCUAUUGAUAUUGCCCGGCAGACGUUGGUAUACUACCGCGUCCUGAACACCAUCCUCUUCAUCCGCGCGCUCAUUCAGGCCUUCAACCCUUGGGACAUCCUCCCGUUGCUUGUGGUGGGUCAGUUCCCCGUUAUCUGGUUCUGCGUCUGUUUAGCCGUGGAACCGGCGCUGCGUCAACGCUCUCACAAGAUUCUUCUCGGAUUCUUCGUCAACAAGCUCGUCUCGCCGUUCAUGUCCAUCAUUAUUUUUUCGGCUGUGGCGAAGAACCUCGGGAACGCUGUCUGGGGAAUGUCUGGUGUCACCGCGUCGUCCGCUGCCCCAGCUCCUGUUGCCCAAGAUAAGCUAUCGGAAGCAGAAGAGGGUAAGGGAGGCGCCGAGAGGCCGGAAAGUCCCACCUCUCGACCCCCUUCGCCGCCAGAAGUGCUCUAA
Colletotrichum godetiae is the source of this 2199-nucleotide messenger RNA. RefSeq names its product chitin synthase-domain-containing protein. Lineage: Eukaryota; Fungi; Ascomycota; Sordariomycetes; Glomerellales; Glomerellaceae. The transcript has 3 exons. Gene Ontology annotation, cellular component: cell periphery; cell septum. Gene Ontology annotation, molecular function: chitin synthase activity. The coding region runs from base 1 to 2199 and encodes 732 amino acids. The record is from RefSeq and is a predicted model, not a curated record.